GUUGUUGUGAGGACACAGGCAGGAAGAGACGCUGUAAACUUGUGCUGCCCUUCAUCGCUUCCACUGUCUCCUGGCCACACCCAUAUUCUCUCAUUCACCUCCUGAUUGGUGGAGCUGCCACCAACAGUCUGCUGCCUCUCCUUCCUUCCUCUCCUCUCCAUCCUCCCCCCACUCCGUUCUCUGCCUCCUGCCAGUGAAUGAGUGCUCAGGCUGGAGCUGGACAGCGCUGCCUCUCUCUCUCUCUCCUCCAUCUCUGCCUCAGUCUGUCCUUUCCUGUCUUCGCAGACAGAGGAGCAUCGGCAACGAGGGAGGCAACACGUAGAGGGGAGAGGAAGUCGACAAACCUUUCUUUAUUAUUAAUUUUUUUUAUUCUGAGGAAAGGCACAAGCUUCUGAACAUCUCCAACAGCUGCAGACAAAUCUGAGGCGAAACAGUUCAAUCUGGAAGGGAAGCAACAGAUUGCCCUUUGCCUGCAACUGUUGCUGCAACUGAUGUCACUCCAACUGAUCUGCUUUACGAAGACAAUCUCUCCUUUGCUCCGUGCGAAGCAGGAGGUACGGAUGAUGCUGGGAGGCAAGGAUAAAAGUCUGUGAUUCAGGAGGGAGAUCACACGGUUCAUGUUGGGUGUGAACAUCACCUUCGGUCCUCCUCCUCCUCCUCCUCCUCCUCUCCUCCGACAUCAGGACCUGAAGCUGGAUGUACAGAGAGAGGACGUUAGCCUGACACGCAGACUUCACAGAGUUCUGCUGUGAAUUAAAAACAUCAACAUCGAGUUGAAUUAGCGUAAUGACACUGGUAAGACCCGUCAAUCUCAGCUCUGACUUCUGAGGACCUGAAGGGUCGGAGAGGAAGAUGCGCACGAGGGUCUGCAACAACAAAACGAGAUGAAUGAAUCAGAGAAACACAGCCGUGCCUCAGAAAGUCAAAGGUAGAAACAAGAGAAACCGUACAGAAAGUGAGCAGGGAUAUCUUCUAGGAUGUUUGUGAACGAGUGGAGCUCACAUUUUGUCUGAUAUUUAAAACAAGAGAGAAAUAUAAAAAUCUCUGAGGUGCUGCAGGCGCUGUCGGAGUCGUGGCACUUUGGUUUUCGACUCUUCUUUUCCGGGGUGAAGCGGAUCUGCCGUGGGGGGCAGCUGACAGCCAUCCAAGACGCCGCGAGCCGUACUCCGCGUGAAGAAUGCCCAGCCGCGCCUGGCCAAGCCGGCCGACCCGGGCCCGACGGCGGGGCUCUACAUGGAGCGCUCGCAGAGCCGCAUCAGCCUGUCGGCGUCCUUCGAGGCCCUCGCCAUCUACUUCCCCUGCAUGAACUCCUUCGACGAGGACGAUGGAGUGGACACAGACGGCAGGAAGCUGAAGGGAGCCAUCCAGAGGAGCACAGAGACGGGUCUGGCUGUGGAGAUGCCCAGUCGGACCGUCCGCCAGGCCAGCCACGAGUCCAUCGAGGACAGCAUGAACAGCUACGGCUCCGAGGGCAAUCUGAACUACAGCGGCAUGUGUCUCGCAUCAGACGCCCAGUUCAGUGACUUCCUGGAUGGAAUGGGCCCCGCCCAGUUCGUUGGGCGGCAGACGCUUGCAAUGACGUCGAUGGGUGAUGUAGAAAUUGGUCUGAUGGAGAGGAACGGGGGUCUGGAGGUGGAGGUGGUCCAGGCUAGAGGACUCACAAUGAAACCAGGUUCAAAGGCACCCCCAGCUGCAUACAUCAAAGUUUACCUCCUGGAGAACGGAGUCUGUGUGUCCAAGAAGAAGACCAAGUCGGUCCGGAAGUCUCUAGAUCCUCUCUACAACCAGGUUCUGGUCUUCUCAGAAAGCCCACAGGGGAAAGUAGUGCAGGUGAUUGUUUGGGGGAACUACGGACGAAUGGACCGUAAAUGCUUCAUGGGCGUGGCCCGGAUCCUGUUGGAGGAGCUGGACCUCAGCGCGAUGGUGAUUGGCUGGUACAAGCUGUUCCCUACCUCCUCGAUGGUGGACCCCACCAUGGCACCACUCAUCCGUCACUCGUCUCAGAUGUCUCUGGAGAGCACCAUCGGGCCGUGCUGUGACAGAUCCUAAUAUUUGGACAGAAUUGUCGUUUUGAUGCUGUCACUCAGAUGCUAAGCUAAUUUAGCUAAAACGUUUUUAUAAACUGAUGCACUGCGGAUGGUUCAGCCGAGCGUUCUUGUUGAAGGUGGGCAUCAGUUGUUUCUCUGAAGAAGAUUUCACAGAUUGAACCAUAUUGGGGAUAAUGGCUGCCUGGAAAAUGACUCAGCUAACUAGCAGGCUAACCUGCAGUCAUUUGUAAUGUAUGAUAAUUUUUUGAAAUUGAGUCGUUUCCUGGUCAGAGCAGGAAGCGAGUUUCUUUUGUUGUUGUAACGGACCAUCCUCGGGUCUCAAAGGGAAACUUUUGCUGUCUUCAGAUGUCUUUGAUGAAAAAAAAAAACAAAAACAAAGUAAAACCCUUCAUAAUGAGGAUACUUCAAAGCAGCGCUCCGUUGCCAACAUCGAUCCCGUCCUUUUGGGACCGGAGAACACAGCAGGCUCAGCUUUGCUUCUUCUUCACGCCUUCAUCACGUCCUACAUUCAGUUUUCAUUCCCAGGACUGCUUGUUGUCUUUCUGGACGGUCGUGUUUAUUCAGCCGACUGGAGGUAAAGUUACAAUGAAGAACCAAGUCUCCCUGUUUGAAUGGAUCCGUGAGCAGGACUAAAGAACAUGCUGUAACAUAAGACGUUUUAGUUUUAAAUAGUCAAACUUGUUGUUUUUAUUUUGUUUGUGUUUGAUAUUCAGCUCCUCGUUAUUUAACUGUCUGGGUUAAAUAUGUUAAUGUAAGUGCAGCAGACAUGCUCUGAAGCCACUUUUCACUUCUGGAAAAGAUCCAGAUCUUUAUCCCGACUACAGAACCAAAGGUUUCUGCUGUUGAUUACGUUCAUGCACAGUGUUAGAAAGAAAUAAGUGGAUUAUACUUGUGUCAUUAUGACCCAAUGUUUGGAGACAUUAUUAACCUGUUAUUUUAUGGGAUGAUUCUUGCAGGUUAUAAAACUAUGGAGGUACAUAUGUAUCAAAACUAUGGAGGUACAUAUGUAUCAAAACUAUGGAGGUACAUAUGUAUCAAAACUGGAGGUACAUAUGUAUCAAAAUAUGGAGGUACAUAUGUAUCAAAACUAUGGAGGUACAUAUGUAUCCAAACUAUGGAGGUACAUACAGUAUGUAUCGAAACUAUGGAGAUACAUAUGUAUCAAUACUAUGGAGGUACAUAUGUAUCAAAACUACGGAGGUACAUAUGUAUCAAAACUAUGGAGAUACAUAUGUAUCAAAACUACAGAGGUACAUAUGUAUCAAAACUAUGGAGGUACAUAUGUAUCGAAACUAUGGAGAUACAUAUGUAUCAAAACUAUGGAGGUACGUAUCGAAACUAUGGAGGUACAUAUGUAUCAAAACUAUGGAGAUACAUAUGUAUCAAAACUAUGGAGGUACAUAUGUAUCAAAACUAUGGAGGUACAUAUGUAUCGGAACUAUGGAGGUACAUGUGUAUCAAAACUGUGGAUGUACAUAUGUAUCAAAACUGUGGAAGUACAUAGGUACCUCUAUAGUUUUGAUACCUAUGUACGUCCAUAUAAAACAACCAAAACUAUUAUUUUAAUUAAUGGCACUUUUGAUUCUUAUUAGAGAGUUCUCACUUAUGAUCCAGGUGCAACUGCAACCGAAAUAUUUAAAUCCAAUCACCUGAAGAGUUUUCUUCCUGUGUGUGAAAAAUGUAAAAAAAAAAACUAAACAUGUCCAUAAAAUCCUUCUUGCCUAAUAAUUUAAAACCGCUGAACUAAAUUUGACUUUAUGCAUGCAAAAUGUUUUAUUACAUUGGAAUUUGAAGCGACUAAUGGUAAAUGCAUGAGAUUAGCACGUUUAAAUCUUGCUAAACCCUGGCAGGAUAGAAAAUGUGAAACAGCCAGGUGUAAAAAGGGGGGUCUGGUUUUGUCUCCGAUCACUUCUGUUGUGUUUUCACAAUCACGGUCCUCGUGCAAAGUGCAGCACUUGUUGCUAUAAAUGAAUUUUAUCACCUACAGAGACAGAAAACGAGGAUUGAAGCUUUGCUUGUCAUGCAGAUCUGACAGUUUGCUGCUUUAAUCCUAGUCAGGAACGUGUUUAGCUGAUAUUUUAGAUGUAGGUUUCUAAUAUUCCCUCCAUCUCUGUUUUUAUGCUUCGGCCACCAGUUGUCUAAUAACAGUUUCUACUCUGCCAAUUUCUACCAGCAAGUGUCUUCUCCUUCCUCUUCCUCAAUUAUCUCAUGGCAUGUGUCAUCGUGAGGGAGGAGCAGAAAACCACCACUCACAACAUCUAACAGCAGUGUUCAGGCCAUGCAGAAAAGCGUCCCCUUUAUUCCAAAUUAAAGCCCUGAUCCUCUGAAUGCAAAGCCACCUGGUGUUUCUGCUCCAACUCAAACUGGAGGGAGGAGCAGAGAGAGAGAAAAGAGCAUGAAAUGCAUUUUGGAUCAAGCAAACAAAGGAUGAGUCUGCUGACGUCAGGACUUCAAAAUAAAUAAAUAAAUAAAUAAAUAAAGGACAGAAAUAGGAUGAAUUUAAAGGGAACAAAACGUGUACACUGUAGAGACAUUUUAUUGAUGAGCAAAUGUCUUUUAUUCAGGCACUUUAGAAUUCACAGUCUUUUAUAUGUAAAUAUGACCAUUGUUUGUGUCUUUUGGAGUGAGCCAAAGUAAAUCUGUAAGUUCAUUCUUAUUAACUCGAGCAGAAGGAAGUUAUAUUCUUGCUAGUUGUCGUAAGAUCGUAGCGUUAGCUGGUAGCAUCUGCAUGACUGAUUCAAUAAUUAGCACACAUCUUAAAAUUAAGCAUGAGCUGAAAGCUGCACAGGAUGAGGAUUUUUCACAAGUGUUGUUAGAAACUAUUAUUUCUAAAGACGUUGGGACAUUAAAAUAAAAACAGAAACUGAAUGCAGUGAUAUGUAAAUCUCAGAAAAUCAGAUUUUAUUUACAGUGGAAUAAAAACAUCAAAAACUAAAAAUAAGAGAGAUAUGGCCACUAAAAAAAUACAAUAAUUUUGACUUUUUUCUCCAAAUUCUGAGAUCAAAGUCCGAAUUCUGAGUUUUUUUCCCCUCAGAAUUAGGAAAAAGUCAGAAUUCUGAGAUUAAAGUCAGAAUUUUGAGCUCAUAAUUCUGAGAAAAAAGGCAGAAUUCAGACUUUUUUCUCUGAAUUCUGAGAUCACAGUCUAAAUUUAGACUUUUUUCUUCAAAUUCUGACUUU
Molecule: messenger RNA, 5225 nt
Organism: Austrofundulus limnaeus
Lineage: Eukaryota; Metazoa; Chordata; Actinopteri; Cyprinodontiformes; Rivulidae
Gene: rims4
Product: regulating synaptic membrane exocytosis 4
Exons: 6
Coding region: 1234-2049 (271 amino acids)
Biological process (GO): regulation of synaptic plasticity; calcium ion-regulated exocytosis of neurotransmitter; positive regulation of synaptic transmission
Cellular component (GO): cytoskeleton of presynaptic active zone; presynaptic membrane
Molecular function (GO): small GTPase binding; transmembrane transporter binding
Source: RefSeq, a predicted model, not a curated record